CCGGCAAGGUUUCUCUUUGCCAAGAUGGCGGACGAUGGUGAGGCAGCAGUGAAGCAAUCGUCAGCAGGAGAAAACGACCACCAGCACUGCAGCGACUGUGAGAAUGAGGACGACCGCAACUACAAUCGAGGUGACUUAAGUCCAGCGGAUGACAGUGGGGGUAAGAAAAAGAAAAAGAAACAGAAACGGAAGAAGGAAAAAGGGGAUCAGCUUGAUUUGGCCCAGGAUCAGUCAGUAAAGGUGAAUUCAUUGCCAGCAGAAAGGAUGCAUGAGAUUCAAAAGGCCAUUGAACUCUUUUCAGUAGGACAAGGGCCUGCCAAGACAAUGGAGGAAGCCACCAAGCGCAGCUAUCAGUUCUGGGACACACAACCAGUCCCCAAGCUAGGAGAAGUAGUGAACACUCAUGGGCCUGUUGAACCAGACAAGGACAAUAUCCGCCAGGAGCCUUACACCUUGCCUCAGGGCUUUAUGUGGGAUGCCCUGGACUUGGGGGAUCGAGGUGUGCUUAAAGAGCUGUAUACUCUCUUGAACGAGAAUUAUGUGGAAGAUGAUGACAACAUGUUCCGGUUUGAUUAUUCACCUGAGUUCCUCCUGUGGGCCUUACGUCCUCCAGGGUGGCUGCCACAGUGGCACUGUGGUGUGAGAGUUAUCUCAAGCAAGAAGCUGGUUGGCUUCAUCAGUGCUAUUCCAGCUGCUAUCCACAUAUAUGAAGUGGAAAAGAAGAUGGUAGAGAUAAACUUCCUCUGCGUGCACAAGAAACUACGUUCUAAGCGAGUGGCCCCUGUCCUAAUCCGGGAGAUCACCCGAAGGGUCCACUUGGAGGGGAUUUUCCAGGCAGUAUACACUGCUGGUGUAGUGCUGCCAAAACCUGUUGGGACCUGCAGGUACUGGCAUCGGUCCCUGAAUCCACGCAAGCUGAUCGAAGUAAAGUUUUCCCACCUGAGCAGGAACAUGACUAUGCAACGCACCAUGAAGCUGUAUCGACUUCCAGAGACUCCAAAGACCUCAGGGCUGCGGCCAAUGGAGCACAAAGACAUCCCUGUUGUACACAAACUUCUGGCGGAGUAUCUGAGACAGUUCCACUUGACCCCCAUCAUGAAUCAGGAAGAAGUGGAGCACUGGUUUCUGCCCCAGCCCAAUAUCAUUGACACAUUUGUGGUUGAGAACACUGAUGGGGAGGUGACAGACUUCCUGAGUUUUUACACACUGCCCUCCACCAUUAUGAACCAUCCUACCCACAAGAGUCUGAAGGCAGCCUACUCCUUCUACAAUGUCCACACCAAGACACCACUUCUUGACCUCAUGAACGAUGCCCUCAUACUUGCCAAGUUGAAGGGCUUUGAUGUUUUCAAUGCACUGGAUCUCAUGGAGAAUAAGACCUUCCUGGAGAAACUGAAAUUUGGUAUUGGAGAUGGGAACUUGCAGUAUUAUCUCUACAAUUGGAAAUGCCCCAGCAUGGGGCCAGAGAAGGUUGGCCUGGUUCUCCAGUAACCAAUAAUCUCUGGAGAAGUGCAGACAGAACCGCUGAAGAAUUGAGCCAGUGUGGAACUGCUGGGUGUUACGGUUCAGAUUUCCAUGGAAGUGAGACCCUCCUGUGGAGGAACCAGCUGGCGCCCACUGCACUAACCAUGUGAACCAUCCACUGACACGCCUGAUGAUUGUAUCAUGUGCCACUGAGUCUGCCAAUGUGUCGGUGUCAGCACUUGGCCUCUUCUUCCCUCACCCCUUGUACAGACAUGAUCAAGGGAAUGUAACUGUUGAAAACUAGCUCACAAUUGGCAUAUAUUGGAGUUAACGGGUUAAUAAUAAUAAUAAUAAUAAUAAUAAUAAAUAUUCUAUAUUCUAUAUUUUAACAAUGUUUGCUGUUCGCCUGAACUGGAAACCGGGGCUAGAACAACUUUUGGGAGCUGCCUAGCUUUUUGUCUUAGAAAUACUGUUUUUAAAAACCCCAAUAAAAAUGCCCCAGAUUUAUUUAUUCACAGCAAGGUGGGUCAGUUGGUGGCAGGAGUGUGGUGUAUGAUAUUCUGUCACCCAGCCAUAUCUGGUGCUUUUUUGUGCCCCAAAAGACACAUUUGAGCUGUAGUGUCAUUCUCUGGGAUGUGGUUGGUCUAGGCUGGUGAGUUUUGAAGUCCAAUGUUCAGUCUUGUGCAUGGAUCAAAUGGCUGUUAUGUUCCAAUCUCCCUAUUCAAAUAAAUUCCUCUUAGAAAUCAAA
Messenger RNA from Elgaria multicarinata webbii, 2212 nucleotides. It is a transcript of the gene NMT1, whose product is annotated as N-myristoyltransferase 1. Gene Ontology annotation, cellular component: cytoplasm. The transcript is spliced from 12 exons. Gene Ontology annotation, molecular function: glycylpeptide N-tetradecanoyltransferase activity. The coding region runs from base 25 to 1491 and encodes 488 amino acids. Gene Ontology annotation, biological process: N-terminal peptidyl-glycine N-myristoylation. The record is from RefSeq and is a predicted model, not a curated record. Lineage: Eukaryota; Metazoa; Chordata; Lepidosauria; Squamata; Anguidae.